Chinchilla lanigera (long-tailed chinchilla) is the source of this 2282-nucleotide messenger RNA. RefSeq names its product immunoglobulin superfamily, member 8 (gene Igsf8). The record is from RefSeq and is a predicted model, not a curated record. The transcript has 7 exons. NCBI's taxonomy places the organism in Eukaryota, Metazoa, Chordata, Mammalia, Rodentia, Chinchillidae. The coding region runs from base 183 to 2006 and encodes 607 amino acids.
AGAGGGGCGGGAGGAGGCGAGGAGGAGGGGACCUGGCCUCUCUUUAGCGGCUCCCCUCGGCUCCGCGCACCCACGCCUCGCCGCUCCGCUUCCUGCCCCCACCCGGGGAUGCGCCCCCCGCGCCCGCGGCCCCCUAGAGCCCGCGCCGCCGUCCGAAGCCUCCCCAGAGCCCGCCGCGCAGGAUGGGCGCCCCCGGCCCCGCGCCGCUGUCGCUGCUGCUAAUGCUGGGCAUCGGGUGCUGUGCCCGGGAGGUGCUGGUCCCUAAGGGGCCCCUGUACCGUGUGGUUGGCACCACUGUCUUCAUCCCCUGCAAUGUGAGUGGCUAUGAGGGCCCUGCCCAGCAAGACUUCGAGUGGUUCCUGUACAGGUCUGAGGCCCCAGAGGUUGCCCUGAGCAUAAUCAGCACAAGAGAUGCCCAGUUCUCCUACGCUGUGUUUGCGCCCCGAGUGGCAGCUGGAGAGGUGCAGGUGCAGCGUCUCCGGGGUGAUGCCGUGCUGCUGAGGAUUGCCCACCUGCAGGCCCAGGAUGCAGGCGUUUACGAGUGUUACACUCCCUCCACCGAUGCCCGCUACCUCGGCAGCUACAGCGGCAAGGUGGAGCUGAGAGUUCUUCCAGAUACGCUGCAGGUGUCUCCUGCGCCCCCGGGGCCCCGAGGCCGCCAGGCCCCAACCUCGCCCCCACGCCUGACUGUGUACGAGGGGCAGGAGCUGGCCCUGGGCUGCCUGGCGCGGACAAGCACACAGGAGCACACACACAUGGCUGUGUCCUUUGGGCGAGCGGUGCCCGAAGCGCCAGUGGGCCGAGCGACUCUGCAGGAAGUGGUGGGACUGCGAUCUGACCUGGCUGUGGAGGCCGGGGGACCCUAUGCCGAGCGACUGACUGCUGGGGAGCUGUAUCUGAGCAAGGGAGGGGCUGACCGGUACCGCAUGGUGGUGGGAGGCACACAGGCAGGGGACGCAGGCACCUACCACUGUACUGCCGCGGAGUGGAUUCAGGAUCCUGAUGGCAGCUGGGCCCAGAUUGCGGAGAAAAGGGCUGUCCUGGCCCAAGUGGAUGUGCAGACGCUGUCCAGCCAGCUGGCAGUGACAGUGGGCCCUGGAGAACGCCGCGUCGGCCCAGGGGAACCCUUGGAACUGCUGUGCAAUGUGUCUGGGGCGCUGCCCCCGCAGGGCCGCCAUGCUGCCUACUCCGUGGGUUGGGAGAUGGCACCCGCAGGGGCACCUGGGCCUGGCCGCCUGGUAGCCCAGCUGGACACAGAAGGGGUGGUUAGCCUGGGCCCUGGCUAUGAGGGCCGGCACAUUGCCAUGGAGAAGGUGGCAUCCAGAACCUACCGUCUACGGUUGGAGGCUGCCAGGCCUGGUGAUGCGGGUACCUACCGCUGCCUGGCCAAGGCCUACGUUCGAGGGACUGGGACCCGGCUUCGUGAGGCAGCCAGCGCCCGCUCUCGUCCGCUCCCUGUGCACGUGCGGGAGGAAGGUGUGGUGCUGGAGGCUGUGGCGCAGCUCACAGGGGGCACCGUGUACCGAGGAGAGACCGCCUCGCUACUGUGCAACAUCUCGGUGCGCGGCGGCCCCCCUGGGCUGCGGCUGGCUGCCAGCUGGUGGGUGGAGCGACAGGAGGACGGGGAGCAGAGCUCUGUCCCUGCCCAGCUGGUGGGCGGCAUGAACCAGGAUGGUGUGGCAGAGCUGGGGGUCCGGCCGGGAGGAGGCCCGGUCAGUGUGGAGCUGGUGGGGCCUCGAAGCCAUCGGCUGAGACUGCAUAGCUUGGGGCCCGAGGACGAAGGCGUGUACCACUGCACCCCCAGCGCCUGGGUGCAGCAUGCCGACUACACCUGGUACCAGGCGGGCAGCACCCGCUCGGGGCCUGUCACAGUCUACCCCUACACGCAUGCUCUAGAUACCCUACUUGUGCCCAUGCUGGUGGGUUCGGGGGUGGCCCUAGUCACGGGCGCCGUCGUCCUCGCCACUAUCACCUGCUGCUUCAUGAAGAGGCUGAGGAAGCGGUGAUCCCUCGCUCCCAGUUCUUGCAGGUGCCGACUGUCUUCCAGCCAGCUCCAAGCCCUCCUCUGGUCACCUGUACGCCCCCUCCCUCUACCCACCCUUCCUUUAAUUUAUUUGACCUGCACCUACCCAGGGCAAGAGACAAGGCCCCUACUCCUUAUACCUUCCCUCCCAAACUCCCCUCUGGCCUUCUGUUCUUGGUCUCAUACCCAUGCUGUGGGAAGGCCAUUCCCCGUCCUCAAACUAGUUUUUCUAAAAUGUGAAUAAACUUGUUUUGUAAGA